Molecule: messenger RNA, 860 nt
Organism: Cantharellus anzutake
Lineage: Eukaryota; Fungi; Basidiomycota; Agaricomycetes; Cantharellales; Hydnaceae
Exons: 3
Coding region: 14-418 (134 amino acids)
Source: RefSeq, a predicted model, not a curated record
UUGUUGAUGAUUCAUGUCCAGCCACUCUGCUCGACCUUUAUCAGGGAACACGCGCAGUGAAACGUUCCGUCGAAGGAUAAGAGGGACUCAGCCCCUUUCGAGGCUGGGUGGGGCCUCAAAUAUUGUGUCCACAUUCAGUGUUGCUUGUAAGUUUGCCACCCCUCAACCGCUGAGGAACGUGACCCCCAUUCGCAAAUUCUGGCUUCCUCGCUCCAAUUUAACGUAUGCUAAAGUCUGCAUAUCAUAUGCUGUUUUCUGCGCUGACUGGGGCGAGGGAGAGCAUGUAUUCUCACCAGCGAGGCGUUGGGUCGACCGCCAGAAGCAAUCGCUAUUCACAUUAUCACCUGAGGAGCAACGUAUGAUGGCAAAUGAUUCUUCACAAAGUAAAGCGCCAUUAACAACGGCACAGUCCAAGUGAUUGAGGUAUGAAGUUCAUGCAUGCUCGGUUCUUCCCCUUGCCCAUCUGGGAUUGAGAUUUGCUAUCAGUGAAUCAUCAGGAGUUCAAAGACAUGAUUGGUUAGUCGGGUGUGAUUUGGGGCGAACUGUACGCCUUUACGCCAUGAAUCCUACUGGAGUAAAGAAAUUCCAAUGAUGGUCGAUGAUGAUCAUGACUGAUCGAGCUGCGGUGGCUCCGUACCAUAGAUAAUUUCCCCCCAAGUUUUACACCCAUCACUGGCCUCGGGUGGUCUAGACAUAACAUCUUUUGAACCCUAGAUGAAUUAAUGUGAAGGGCUGAUCGGGUGACAUAGCUAAAUCUAGGCUGUAUGAUGCCAGAUGAUGAGCUGGCGCCGAAGUUUGACUCAUCUGUGAUAUAGGGGAGAGUCUGAAAUUGGAAAGGGUCAAAUACAAAUUAUUUAAUG